GGGGAGGGCUAAUCCAGUUUGCAGCUGUCGUAGACCAAUGAUGAAUCACCUUUCCGUCAUUUGGCCAUGCUCCCCUUGCUCAGGGAGGAGGGAGGACCUGGAGGAGGAAACAACAGUGGAGCGGGGCUGCGGCUCAGAGCGAGACAAUGUGAGCCUCUGUUCCCCAGCUAGCCCUCUCUUCCCAUUCUGCUCCAGAAUAACAAUAAUGUUUUCUCAGACAAGCCUUUUUGUGUCAUGGAUGGCUCCGGACUGUGACAUCGAGCUGCAAUAACAAGGAGUGACAUUGUUUCUGCUGGGGCAGGUGGAGGCAGAAUAAAGAAAGGGAGUGUGGUUUGAGAGGACUCAAAGCCAUCUAGGUCCAGGUCUAUGGAAAUGCAGGAUCUAGCCAGUCCGCACAGCCGAGUAAGUGGAAGCAGUGAAUCUCCUAAUGGUCCCAACCUUGACAACUCACACAUCGGUAACAAUUCCAUGACACCCAAUGGCACUGAAGGUGAUAACAUCACAAUGCUUACCACUGCAGACUGGUUGUUAGGUUCAAACUCACAGUCCGCUGCAGUUAAAACAGAACCAAUGAGCAGCACCGAAAUCGCCACCUCAGUAGCAGACACCUCUCUAGAUAGCUUCUCAGGAUCAGCUAUUGGAACCAGUGGCUUCAGCCCAAGACAAACGCACCAGUUUUCUCCACAGAUUUACCCUUCCAACAGAACAUAUCCGCAUAUUCUUCCUACCCCUUCAUCCCAAAAUAUGGCUGCGUAUGGACAGGCGCAGUACACCACAGGAAUGCAGCAGGCCGCAGCUUAUGCUAGCUACCCCCAGCCUGGCCAGCCCUAUGGCAUACCAGCUUAUGGUCCAUUGUGGGCAGGCAUAAAGACGGAGGGGGGUUUGAGUCAGUCCCAAUCCCCGGGACAGACAGGCUUCCUAAGCUACAGCUCUGGCUUCACAACACCACAGACAGGACAGGCCCCCUACAGCUACCAGAUGCAGGGUGGGACUUUCACAACAACGUCAGGAUUGUACACAGGAAAUAACUCCCUGACAAACUCAACUGGCUUCAACAGCACGCAACAGGACUACCCAAGUUAUCCAGCCUUCGGCCAGGGCCAGUAUGCUCAGUAUUAUAACAGCUCACCCUACACUUCACCCUACAUGACAAGUAACAACACCAGCCCCAGCACGCCCUCAACCACCACUACCUACACCCUCCAGGAACCACCCACUGGCAUCACCAGCCAAGCCCUCACAGACAACCCUGCAGGAGAGUACAGUACCAUCCACAGUCCAUCAACCCCCAUUAAAGAUUCAGAUUCAGAUCGAUUGCGCCGAGCCUCGGAUGGAAAGUCACGUGGCCGUGGAAGAAGGAACAACAACCCAUCACCGCCGCCCGACUCUGACCUUGAGCGAGUUUUCAUCUGGGACCUAGAUGAAACAAUCAUCAUUUUCCAUUCCUUGCUUACGGGUUCUUAUGCCAACAGAUAUGGACGGGACCCGCCAACAUCUGUAUCGUUAGGCCUUAGGAUGGAAGAAAUGAUCUUCAACUUGGCCGACACGCACUUAUUCUUUAACGACUUAGAGGAAUGUGACCAGGUGCACAUCGACGAUGUGUCCUCUGACGACAACGGCCAGGAUCUAAGCACGUAUAACUUCAGCGCUGAUGGUUUCCAUGCAGCAGCUACCAGUGCCAACCUAUGUCUGGCCACAGGCGUACGGGGAGGCGUGGACUGGAUGAGAAAGCUGGCCUUCCGCUACAGACGAGUAAAAGAAAUUUACACCACCUACAAAAAUAACGUUGGAGGUCUGCUGGGCCCGGCCAAAAGGGAAGCCUGGUUGCAAUUGCGAGCAGAAAUUGAAGCCUUGACGGACUCCUGGUUAACACUGGCACUGAAAGCACUAACAUUAAUCCACUCAAGGUCAAACUGUGUGAAUAUCUUGGUGACCACCACGCAGCUCAUCCCUGCCCUGGCUAAGGUCCUGCUCUACGGAUUGGGAAUUGUCUUUCCUAUCGAGAAUAUUUAUAGUGCAACCAAAAUAGGGAAGGAGAGCUGCUUUGAGAGAGUAAUUCAACGGUUCGGGAGGAAAGUUGUUUACAUUGUUGUUGGAGAUGGGGUAGAAGAGGAGCAAGGCUCAAAAAAGCACAACAUGCCCUUCUGGAGGAUCUCCAGCCAUUCAGACCUCAUGGCCCUCCACCAUGCUCUAGACCUGGAGUACUUGUAGCACCACACCACCAACGUGUACCCCCUGCUCCGCUUCGGCACACCACACAACCUUUCACCUUCGCCCUCCAGCCCCAUCCCACGCUUGCCACGGACCCCACAGCUCAGAAAAAAAAAAAGACAAAAAAACAAACAAAAAAAACAGCCGUGUUGCUGUGCUGCCUGGCGUCUGUCUGUCACUACAUAGGAAGAAAAGAAGAGGAGAACGGAAAAAAGACUGAGCACACGGUUAAUGUGCUGACAUACGGUCACACAUCGUCUUAACCCUAAACUCUUUCCUUCUUUCUUUUUUCCGGCGAAGCGAAGGAGAGAGAGAGAAAGAGAGAGAGAGAGCGAGGUGAAUUUACGGCGCUGCAGCUGCUUGCCCUGGUUACUGUGAAUUGGCCGCUUUCUGAAGCUGUCAAAGUGUUUUACAGCCCCCUGUUUGUGCCGGGACUCUGUCAGGGUUCACACCUGUGAGGAGAGCAGAGCUACUGAUGGCCUCGCCUCGCUUCGCCUCACUUCGCCCCAGAACUCAGUUACAGCGAACUGCAGGGCCCACAGCUACUGGUGGGGACUUUUCUGCGUCCCUCUGGCUCGCCCCACGUCUGCUCUUCGCCUCCGCUUUAUUUCUGUUCCUCUGUUUACCCACUUCCUAGCCUCCCCUUGGCUGUGGGGCAGAAAGACAAAGGAAGUGCUCCUCUGUAAAGCGUCGGCCUGGGAGCUCUGUGCUUCUUAUUUAUGAACAGACACUUUGUGAGUGGCACCGCACCACUGAGAAGGUACCUCGAUGAUAAAAGACUCGUGCCUUUCACAAAGUACUAUUGAUUUCCACCGCAGCGAGAGGAAGACUUUUAUGGAAGAGAGAAGAAAAGGGGGUUUUCUAAUAAUUUAAGAAAAUUACAAAAAACUUUAUUUACAAUGCUGAGACAAUCAUGUACAGAGGAAAUCUUUUGUGUGUGUGUGUGUGUGUGUCUAAGUUUGUAAUCACUGGACUAUUCCUUCCUAUAUUCAUUUUAGGUACAUGCUCUUGAAAGAUGGCAAUGCUUUUUCAUUGAAGUUUAAAAGAAAAGGCAUCCCAUCGCACAUAAGCUUGUGCGAGGACGCCUGAAAGUGUUGAUGUGUUAAAGUUACGUUCGAUAAACAAAAUAUGUAGAUAUUGGGAUUUUGUGAUAAAUUGUUUUGUCAAGACCAAAAGCAUGGAUGUCAAGUGUCAAGGACCUUUCUUUUCACUCUGUGAUGUUUUCUCGUCCUUACAGGAAACUUCAGUCACACACUUUAUAUAGAACAACAGGUCUCUUCUUACUAUACGACACAUAUAUCAAAGGGAAAAUAUACAUUGUUUUUUUUUUCUUUAGUUAUGCAGGAAGGUAGCUCACAACAUUGUGUCCUUAUGGCAUUUCACCAGCUUGCAGCCCUGACCCCAUAUAUUCAAAGGCAAACACAAUUCUGACGAGGGUUUUGGAUACGGCAGACGGGAAUUUCUGAGAGCCAUUUUAAUGUCAAAUUUGAAUAAAUCUGAUGUUUGAAAAAAACAAACAAAAAAGCAGGCUUGAAUAGGUUUUAUUAUCUUUUAUACAAGCACUAUAACAACUCUUGUACAGCAAGCGUAAUUUUGUAUACUGUAGUGUUUUUAUUUCGACUUUGAGAAUACAUUCUGUGUCCCUCUUUGAAGCAGCUGAAGUACACGAAGCCCUUUUUCGUAGCGCUUCUGCAUCUGUGGACGGGGAAACCAUAAUUAGCAUUGAGAGAAAAGCCACUAACUUCGAGAGGUUUGUGAACAUACAGGACAUGUGCUAUCGACUGUGAAUUUCUUAAACAGAAACCGACUCGUUCUGUUUCUAAUUUCUUUCCCUCCUUUGCACAUGAUCACUGUUGUCCUUUUACAUUUCAAUUCAAAUCCUUCUCUCUUCUGACGUACCCCUCCCCCCAGCCCCGGCAAUCACACGGGGUAUCUACAUAUUGCUGCUAGAUCAAGGUAAUGGUAGGUAAAUAGAGGAAAUGUUUUAUAGAUUCAUACAGCACGCUUUUUUUUAAUUAUGUUGCAAUCAUAAAUGCAAACUGGAAAUACUUUACACUACAUGGGCCUCAUUGUGGAAAAAAAACGCAAAAGAUUGUCGUGUCUGCAAAUUAUGUGUACAGAUGUUUUUGACAUUAUUAUUUGAUUGUGUUUAAAUUAAUAAAACUGAUUUGUGAACUGUUA
Neolamprologus brichardi is the source of this 4392-nucleotide messenger RNA. The record is from RefSeq and is a predicted model, not a curated record. Lineage: Eukaryota; Metazoa; Chordata; Actinopteri; Cichliformes; Cichlidae.